Colletotrichum acutatum is the source of this 3756-nucleotide messenger RNA. RefSeq lists its product as uncharacterized. The annotation marks the transcript as partial. The record is from RefSeq and is a predicted model, not a curated record. Lineage: Eukaryota; Fungi; Ascomycota; Sordariomycetes; Glomerellales; Glomerellaceae. The transcript has 6 exons.
AAUAAUGGAUCUUCCUCUGUCUGCCCUUGUGCUUGUGGAAAGACCACUUGGGUUCCAACCACGUACACUGAGGUCUAUACUCUCUACGAUUCCACGAAUUCUGAUGGCCCGAUUGUCACCGCUCCCUCUGCUACGAUGUCCGAUUCUUCCGCUCUCAGCGGCUUCUUCAGCAGCAUCGCCUCCGAUGAUGAUGAUGAUGAUGGCGACCAUGGCGGCGAUGAUGAUGACGAUGAUGGCGGCGGCGACGACGACGACCACGGAGGAGACGAUGAUGAUGGCGGAGAUGACGACCACGGCGGCGACGACGAUGAUGAUGGAGGAGAUGAUGACCACGGGGGAGAUGACGACGAUCAUGGAGGAGACGAUGAUCAUGGAGGUGACGACGGCCAUGGCAGCGAUGACGAUGACCGCGGGCAUACAAGUGAUGAUGACGACGAGAACUCCCUCUUCGAUUUCAGAAUCGACCUCGGCAUCGACAUACUCAACAAAGCACGCAACAUCCUUGGCCAUGGCAUGGAUAUUGGCUUCGGCACCAAUAAACCAGCGGGCAAGACAGAGCCCGAUGAGCCUGAGCCCUCCCAGUCCGAGAAGGAGACAUCCACGUCCACCUCAACCUCAUCCUGCACCCAGACAUACACCAUCGCCCCUCACUGCACUCAGCCAUGCGUCGUCUCGCAGAUUCGAAGCCAGGGAACGAGCAGCUUCACCACCAGUUGCGCGACAGCCACCUGCCGGACGACACAGCUCUGCACCAGCAUCGAAACCACGACUACAACCACUUACACGACCAAGAAGCCCAAGCCCACCGCUGGCUGCAUGGCCGGAAAGUGUCUUUCAUGCCAAGAUGACAACAAAAAGCUGGAAGCUCGGCAGGGCUGGUGGGACGAGGACAUUCUCACCGAGACCAUUUCCGAACCCGAAGAAUGGCACGAAGGCGAGUACGAGUGGUGGGAGAAGAUGCGCCGUGUCGCAAAGUACUACGGUCCCGGCCUAGCCAUGGGAAGCAAGACCGGACACGACUCCUCGGCCUCCUGGGAAGCUUUCGGUCCCACCCCUCACGGCGGCGGCGCCGGUCCCGUCUGGGGCUGUACCAUCAUCGCCUCUUUUUCCCCCGAGGGCGUCUACGCCAACCACCUGUGGGAGAUUCCCAACUUCAACAUCCCCCCUGAUGAAGAGAAGUACUUCAAGGUCGAGAAGGGUUACAGAGAGCCCUACUACUUUGAGCAGAAUGUCAACCGCUUCCUCCAGUAUGGCUCGCUCGAUACGCCCAAGCAAAAGGAAUAUCCCGCGUUGUGCCCGAUGAACCUCCCCGGCGGUCCCCUCUACGGCGACGACUACCAAUUCUUCCGGACAAUCAUGUUUGUCCCCAUCGAGACGACGGGCAAAAUGUACUACGCUCACCAAAACUCCCUGAUCAUGUCGAUUCUCACCGAGCAGUGCAAGAUUGACAAGAAGUACAUCACCAUCUACGGGUACGAACCCAAAGAAGUGCUCGACAAGGACUUUCAGUACGAUUUGGGCCGCGCCACCCCCCCUGCCGACCGCCGCGCCUCGAACCCCUGGGACGGCCUCUUCAGCUGGCAGUACACGCCCAAGGGCUCCAGCGGCAAGAAGGAGCUCGUGGUUCGCUUCGAGAAGAGUAUCAUCCACCGCGAUGCCUGGUGUGGCGAUGGACUUGUGACGCAGCCGGAGGCCCCCGUCCGGUUCGACCUCAGACCGAACACUCCUCGCCCGUCCGACACUGGCACCCCUCGUCCUCCCGCGAAGAAACUCAAACUCAGACAAGAUGAAGGAACCUGCCCGCACAUGAUCGCCUGCGGUCUCGGCUCUCCCAAGCUGAGCGUCUGCGACUAUAAGAAGUUCCCUCCCCCGCCCCUCGAAGGUCCCUCGCGCCUGAAGUCCCGAGCACCGCCUUCCAACGACCCCGCCAAGGGCCCGAUUCAGGCGGAGCUCGAUCUCGAAUCAGAGACCAUGAUCGAGCCCGAAGACUCCAUCGGCGGUGAACGGUGGUGGUACACCCGCAUGCGCCACGCGAUCUGGUCCACGAGCUCCAUGGUCAGAUUCAACCAAGAGGUCGACGGCACGUACACGAACCGGCCGCGCUUCGGCGGCUCGGGACCCAUCUGGGGCUGCACCGUCGUCGUCGUCGCGUCCCCGGCCGGCGUCUGGACCAGCCACAUGUGGGAGAUUCCCACCUUCAGCCUGGGCGCGGAGUUUGGCAGCGGCGACACGACGGAGUGGGCCAGGGUUUACCCAAAGUCGCAGAUCGAGUACUUUGGCGAAGGCGUCGUGGACUUCCUCUCCUGGGGCAACAAUCGCGGCUCCUACAGGCAGCUCAAGAACGGCAAAGUCCCCACGCGCAACCCGGGCUUCGUCGAGUUCGCGGCAAAGAACUCGGGCGAACCCUUUGAUGUCAAGACCAAGACGUGGCUCUGGGCCGGCAUCAUCACCCGCGCUCACAAGGACAUGAGGGGCCCUUCCUUGCAGUAUCAGGACUCGGCGAUGCGGACGGCGUACAGCUGGCAAGUGGAGCGGAUUCAAAACAUCUUGAGGCAGAAGCUGGGCAUCAACGACAAGGACUUUGUCAAGAUCAUCACGUACGCGCCACGCCCGAACAUGGCGCAGAGGAACCCCGACAUGCAGCCCGAGUACGGCCUCGUCAACUGGCAGUAUCACCCCUCGCACGUUGAGGAGGGCAAGAAGUACUCGGAGAGGAAGCUGCGCAUCCGGUUCGAGAAGCACGUCAUCUUUGAGAAGACGUGGUGCGGUUCCGGCAACAAGAUCAUCAUCGCAGACGGAUCCACCAAGCCGCCUCCGCCUCCGCCCCCGUCGAAGCACCGUCGACAGGAAGAUGAAGGUGGUGAGGUUGAGGCCUGUCUGUUGGCGCAUAACUCGUCGUCAGCUGCCGCUUCCGCGUCCUCCGUUGCUGCUUCGGCCGCCUCCGUGCUUCCGCGCCCCACGCAGGCUUGUACUGCCGACGCCGAGUGCGGCUCUCUUGCGUGCCCUCAACCCCGGUUCGGUGCCUGCCUGUAUGGUGCCUGUCGAUGUGUUCUCUCCGAGAGUCUCGGCUACACCAAGACUCCCGCCACUCCGCACUGCUCCUCCCUCUCCUGCGGUAGUAACCAGACGUACGCUUGCAUCACAAAGGGCGCGAACCCCAAGCCAACCUGCCGCUGCGUCAACCGCCCCAAGCUCUUCGAGCCCUGCGCCGCGGCAGCAGACUGCGAACACCUGAAAUGUGACGCAAACCACUUCUCCACCUGUCGCCCGCUCAUUAACUUCCCCGGAGCAGACUCCAUCUGCCAAUGCGAAGCCCUCGCCCUCAAGCCAGGCGCCUUCUGCACAGUCGACUCCCACUGCGACGGCCUCCCCUGCGACGGCACCAAGAACCGCCGCGGCAAGUGCAUCAAGCCUACCUCAGACGACACCGGCGGCGUCGGCCUCUCGGGCGGCUGCCAGUGCGACUACUACCAGUCCGAAGGCGUCGGCUGCGCCUCGCACGACGACUGCUCCACGAUCCGCUGCAACGAAGACAAGCCGUACAAUGCGCUCGACUGUGCUGGCAAGGGGAAUCUGCUUUGCGGUGAGAAGAGUAUGUGCGAGUGUAAGCCCUGCACUGAGAACUGGAAGGGCUUGACGUGCCAGGUGGAUGCGGAUUGCAACCACUGCUGCAAGCGCGGGACCUUGCCCAAGUGCAAGUAUACUCGCCUCGAGUUUUGGUCUGGUAAUGAGUGUCAGUGUGAUCUUUGGAAUUAG